AUGAGCCCUAAUGCCAAAAGGAAGGACCCUUCUCUCCCUGCUGCCACCGUCACAACAACCACAACCACUCCUACAGCCACUCCAACAACAACCACUCCAUCGCCAACAACACUGAUAUCGAACACAAAGGCCACCUCAACCCCUAUUGCCAUCGCACGCAACUCAAUGGCCUCCUCACAACCAGAAAUCACCCCUCGGAAGACGACCUCUCACGAAGGCCUUCAAAAGGCAGCCCAGCCCAGCAACGCCAGCUCAGGUAGUGGUGUCAGCAGCAACAGUGGCAGUGCCAACCUGGCCAAGGGCAAUAACAACAGCAGCAACAACAGCGCCAACAGUGGCGGCGGAAGCGUGUCUGCAUUCUCAUACCUCAGACAGAAGUUUUUUGGCACCUCAUCAGUCGACCUUGUGACGGCGCCGGCAGCAGCAACAGGUCCUGCCAAGGACCCAGCCCCGUCCCCUUCAACAGGACCCCCAUCUGGUCACUAUGGUCACGAGAAACUGCAGACCAGCAUCGAAGGCAGUAGUUCUUAUCCCUCUUUGACUUCAGUCUCUUCGCCUUCAGAAUCAUCACCCCUCUCACCCACGACAGCAACAGCUACACAGCAACAGCAACAACCACAAUCACAUCGAUUCUUCUCACGGACCCUUCCAAGUCGUCGCCAGGCACAGCUGCCACAGCAGACGGAUCAAGCCCCAUUCGCUCUUGGACCACCCAUCACAACUGUUACCAAUACGGACCCGGUCUCGCCCUCAUCAACCAUGACCAGGCGCUCAUCCUCAACAGUAUCACCCGGAACAGUGACGGUAGUCCCUCCGACACUGUCGCGAGACUACGGCCAAAACCACGCCCAACCGCAGCGCCGCCGCCCAUCUGCCGUUUCACAGGCGACGCUCAACAAACAUCUCAGCACCGGAAGUAUGAUCUGUCAGGAAGGCUAUCUCAACAAAAAGGUCGACCUGCAUUCGGGCGAGGCAGGUCAUGGGUGGAAGGUCUACAAGGUGGUCCUCAAGAGCUCCAAGCUAUAUUUCUUUCGGCCAGGAUCGACAGAUGAAAAGCCUAAAUUUCAGGAUGCAAAGGACCAUCAACGCCACCAAAUGUCUCUGGCACGCGGACUGCAGGACGACCCUUUCAACUCUCUACACUCUCAGCACUCUUCUGUGAGUGGAGCUGCCUCGUCACGAAUGUCCAUCACGAACGAGUGCGGUAUGGUCCUCUCGGCCUUCAAGUUCGAAUCAUCGACACGGACGCUGCUGUUUGAGGGCAACGCCAAGGUUCUUGGUCAAGGAACACUUGUUUUUGCCCCACCUGUCGCACGAUACAUCUACGGAGAGUCGUUUACGGAAAUCGAUCGAGCAACCAUGCAGUUCAAAAAACAUGUGGCGCUUUUGUUGUUCGAGGAUAGUGUCAUGAUCUGCAAGCGCAAGUGGAUUCGGUCGACUGCCGCCAAGGUCAAGGAUGCGAUCAAAUUCAGCUCGAAUACACAUGAGAAGUCCGACCGACAGGAACCCUCGUCGAUGGGCAAGCGUCAACCUUCUGUCUCUGGCAUCAGCUACAAGUCUGGCGACUCUCGGGGGUCGGAAGGUCAACCAAAAUCUCGGAGCAGUUUCGACCGACCAACCGACAAACAAAAAGGAUACUUUACAAAAUGGAAGCAUGUGGCGACUUACCCCUUAGCUCAGGUAGAGGCUCUCGAUAUGGCUUCGCCUGUGCCAUCAGCGUCUGCGACAUUCUACCCAUUUGCUGCGCCCGCCACAGCAGCCAGUGCAUCCUUAGCGAGCGUUGAACGGAACCCCAGAGAUUCAGACGCCUCAUCUAUCUAUCGACCUUCUUCUGCACCGUCCUAUAACUACCAAACGACCUCGACUUUGGAACUUGUCAUUACUUCCAACAUUGAUGACAGGGAAUACACGGAUCGCCUCUUGUUUUUGCCACCAUCUCAGGAAGUCCGACAUCGGUGGUACACCAAGUUCAAUCGAGCAAAGGAGCUGCAGCAAAUGCAGUCAAAGACCGCAACAAAAGGACGAGGCAAGUCAAAAUCAUACUGCUCUUAUUUCACAUAUCGCAAUAUUUUGUGCAAGUAUCUCACCAAAAUCUUAUUCUUUUGGACGUCAAUAGCAUCGGUUGAGAGUCUUCAUUACAAGGAGGCAGGACCACCUCGCUCCUCCCAUUCCAAUCACUCGACCCUCUCACUUCACUCACCCACCUCGCCGAGGCCGUAUUCUGAUACUGGUGACUUUACACUGGAGAGCUGGAGGGUUGAUCGAUCAAAGGAGUUCAACAACAUUACACUGCACCCCGAACUCACAUUCAACCUGGACGAGGACACCGGUGAAGAGAAACUGGCAGGAGCAUCCAUCAACGGACUCAUCCACGAACUGGUCUUCAACAACACUGUACGACCUGAUGCAGGACUCGUGUUGGCUUUCGCAUCGACCUUCCCUCUGUUUGUGACCUCUUUCCGUGUCCUGAAGGAACUUGAGCGGUGUAUUGGUUUGAAACCUGUUGCUGAAAAGACCGAAGCGAUAAUAGAGAUGGCCAAGCGGAUUGAGACCCUGGUUCAAGAGAUGGUGGCAAGGUUCAACAUUCACUCCGAGGGCAAGAGUGCGCUGGAUCAGAUUCGAGUAUUUACGAUGACGAUCCUGCAGGGUCGAUUGCAGUCUGAGGCGGUCUCGGGCAUUCUUAGCAGGAUUGACGGUAUACUUCAGGAGUACAGCCAGUCAGCUCCCGAGCUACCUCAACAAGAGAGCUCGGCGCAGUCAACGCGGUUAGGGUCAGGAGAAGGAGUGGUGGAUCUCUCGCAUGUACUCAUUACAGGACUCACCCCGGCUCUGUUUCUCAAAAUGGAGCCGUCGUACUUUUCUGAGCAGGUGCUUCGGUAUCAUGGCGAUCAACUCCAAAAGGCCGGGGGCAUCACGUCAAUGCUCAACAACCCUGCCUACUUUUUGCGACAGUAUCCGACCGUCAAGGCAAAACAGCAUCUUCAGAGCUCGCUUGUCUUUUCGAUGAACUCGCCUCAUUUCCUCACAGUUCUCAUAACACAUCACAUCUUGAUCGCCACCCAGUCUGUCCAGAGUACCUCCAGGCGCCCAAAGUUGUUGGCACAGUGGAUCAGGACGGGUCGGUGCAGUCGAGCUCUAGGAGAUAUGGCAGGAUUUGUGGCGAUUGCUAUCGGACUGUGCUCUCCUGGGGUUGUUCGUCUCCAGGAGACGUGGAAGCAGGUCCCACUAGAGCUUAGGAAAGAAGUCGCUGAUGCCUGGAUGCCACUUCUUAUCAAGCUGACGUUGGUGACAGAGGAAAUGAGAGAUAUGGCGAUAUCGUCCUUCAACCUUGGACCUUCCCUCAGCACUGUCCUCGACCUGUCAGUCGAGGGUGUCGCCACCGUCAUUCCUUGUCUCGGCAACAUCAAACAGUCGAUCGACCAACUGGAUGCUGUCAUGCCUUCUUUCAUCCAGUCCAACCCAGUACCACACCUCAACGUCGACAAACUGGAACGCAUUCAUUUGAUUCUUCAGGGAGCCAGAGUUUCCUAUUCCCACGACCGCCGACUCUCUCCACCACUCUACUCUUCCCCAGCCAAUGGACAUCUGCAGCAAUACUUCAGCCACCUCGCCAACAUUAGCCAAACGCUCCACGACCAGUACCGCUUUAACGAGCUCUCUAACGACGCCUUUGAGUCCUCGCUGGCCUGUGAACCCCAUAUCAACGGACAGUAUCUCGACUACCAUUACAAGAACAGGAAGAUGACCGGAAGUUUUAUCCCGCUGAUGUUCCCCGAGACCAUCCCGACACGUCGACUAUUCCCGAUUCAGCACCUGUUAUCUCUCGAGCAGUAUGGCAACACUAAUCGCAAGAGCUCUUUUGAUGAGGCGGAGUCAUCACCAACGACGACCUUCGCCAGAGGAGGAAACAACCCGCCACGGCAGCCUUCGGGAGAUCGACCACCUGGGUCAAUGGAAUGGGCCGACUCUGCUGCUACCCUUCACGCGACUACACACUAUGGAGCAACCGAAGCUUCUGCGUACCCACAGGCUCGGAAACGCACCUACUCUUUCCCACCCGCCAGGGUCGCUGCCAGGAGUUCUGGAUGCUUUGGGAACCGCCAGAUGAUCAACAUGAUCAACCCGCAUGUGGAUGGCGUGGCGAGGGAGGCUGUCAACCGGGUGGAGGAGAAGGAUCAGACGAUUGCCACGGCGGCGAUGAGGAACGUGACGGGAAUCGACUUCAACAUGAUUUCGAUCGAGGGCGGACACUUGAUACUGAAGGUCAAGGAUGAGAGUUUGGAGGAUCUGGUCAAGGCUGUCAAGAUGGAGGAGGAGCUCUUGCCCACGGUCUUGAAGAACCAACACCAACACUCCUUGGCGGUCGAGAUCAAGACAGGCACAGCAGGAAGUCAGCGUGGAUCGAACCGGAGCAGUCUUUUGCUCAGCGGAGCACGGACCGCGUUGGUCAAGGCUGGGUCUCUUGAGUCGUUGAUCUACAUGACUGUUAUGGGUUUGGAUGACCAGAGUGGCAAGUACAUCGAUGAGAAGGGUGACAUGGUCCUUUGGAGCAGUCGACAGCUUGUCCUGGAUCGCGACACUUUCACCGCCGCCUUCUUUGCGACCUACCGGAGUUUCUGUACAACAACCCGGCUCCUCGACCAGUUGGUGGCGUUUUUCAUGUUCUCACACGAACCAGCCAAGCAGCGACGCGACUCCAACAUCCCGUCGGGUCUCGAUCUCUUCCUUGGAUCUUCCUGUGGCGACCAUAAUGACCUCGCGAGCGUUACCCCUGUGAAUCCUAUUAGCGGCGACGUGGAUUUGUUUGAUUGGAAGCGGAUCCUGACGGUGCAGCAGCGUGUCUUAAAGGUCUUGGACUACUGGCUGCUGGUCCACUAUUCCGACUUUUUGGAUGACCUCCACAUGAAAACCAAAUUGGCCGACGUGCUCACACGUCUCGGAGUUCAGGAGAAGUCGCAGAAGGUGCUGAUUGAUGCCUCUCACGAGGCGGAUGUCCGUGCGCUGAAAGAGGCCUUAACGGGAGUACAACAGCGUGCGGUUCAGCAAUCGAUGAAGCCACUGGACGCCUCCUACCUAGGUUGGGACACUGUCGAGACCUUCCUGGGUAUACCGCCAUCGAUUGAGCCAACUAUGGAGGACUCGUGGACAGCAGGACACAUCUUGAGGCAACUCAACACUGCAGCAAUGGCGCACUUUUUAUCGAUCCGUAAUCAGGAGUGGUUUGUGCUCUUUGAGAUCCUGGAAUCGCAGUCCGCCGACCCUCUAGGCUGGUACCUUCCCCGGACUGGAUCUUCCGUAGCCGAGGACGACAUUGUCAUCACGGAAAUCCACAACACCCUGUACUCGAUCCGACGGAACGGCGCUUUUGGAACUCACUGGAAUGGCGAGCGUCUGAUCAACUCUUUGCCGAUGUGUCUCCAAUCCUUCUGCAAACUGCAUCACACCAUUCGGUGUUGGGUUAACGCCCAGAUUGCGGCGCCUGGAAUCGCGUUUGAUGUGCGAGUUGGGCGGAUCCGGAAGUUUUUGGAUGUGGUCUUGCAGAGCAGGGUUUUGAUGGCUCGGUUUGUGCAGGACCCUAAAAAGGCGCCAACGACUAGUCGGCGGUCAGGAUCGGACAAACCUUCGUCGCCGUUGUCGCCCCCCUCUCCGUUUGUGGGCAUCCCGUCAUUUAUCGAAGCGGCCAUUGCAAGCGCGCUUGUCAGCCCCGAGAGUCGAGCUUAUACGCGAGCGUGGUUAGAGGUCGCAGCUGGCCAGAGAAGCGCUGUGGAAACUUUGGAGGAAAUUUUGGCAGUCCGCCGCGGACAGGAGAAGCCGACAAUUCCUUUAGACUUCGAUACAUCUGCCGAGGAGAUUGUCCCCGAGAUUGGAUGGCUGAUUGAACGGAUGCUGGAGGCUUGUUGCUAUCUCCGCGACAUGAGUUACGAAUCGCCUCUGUUGGUCAACUUUGAUAAGCGCCAGUACAUCUAUGACCUGGUCAAGAUCUAUACCCGACGACAGGAGCUGCUCAAGGAUGCCAACAAGACGUCGACGCCGCUUUCGUCAUGGCUCGGCAUGUCAUCCGGACCUGGAUCCGUCCCUUCAAUCAAGGCCGUUCGUGAAGCCGCGCAGAAGGAACUGAACCAUCAACGAAGCGGGUCCUCGAGUCAAUUGACAGCAGCGGUGGCGGGACAGCCAGGAGCAGCAGGAACAACAUCAGGAACACCACCCCGUGCAUCGUCAAAACCCGUCCGGAUCUUCUCGCGACUUGUGGCCACGCAACACGAAAAGUUCAAGCGCGACCAGAAGGAGUUUGAGCGACUCGAUCGACAGAUCAAGGAUACCCAGGGUCGGAUCCAGAAGGCGCAACAGGAGCAGGCCAAGACGCUCGAGAAGCAGAUCAAACUCGAACAGAGUCGGAGUCGUGUCAAGAACCAGUUGUUGAAAUCGACUCUUAUGCGUGCGAUGCGGCCUAUCUCCUUGGCGAUCACUAAUUCUUGGAGCACGGCGACGACGACUGUCAGCAAUGCGACUGCCCUGGGGAGCGCUAUCAGUGGCAAGGUCAUGGGCGGGAACUCUGCGAACAAUAACGGCCAACAGGAAGCUUUUGGUGGAGACGGAUCGGAGUCGCAGGUUGGUGGAGGUGGCGGUGGCGGUGGUAAUGUCCAGAACCAACCACGGAUUGCAUCUGUCGCAGGAAGCCUCAACGCCGGAGGACUCAAACCGGCCCUCGUCAUCAGCCUGAUCAACUCCACCUGCUCUGUCGCCUACACCUACACCAAACGAGACCACGUCUUCAAAAUUGUCAACGAGGAAGGAGGCCAGUUCUUGCUGCAGGCCUUGGACUAUGACGAUAUGCUGCAGUGGAUCAAGACCAUGAACGAUGCUGCGGCCGAGGCGACGGCCAAGCGACGGACUCUGUUGGAUCAUGACGAGUCCUUGAAGCGGGCGCUCGAAACUGCUGCCCAGGAGGAUGAGCUCCCACCACCUAUCGAGAACGAGCGCAAAGGCCGCAAUUCUGUCUUUGGAGUGGAGCUGCGACAUUUGAUGAGCCAUGGCGAUGUGCCCCUGAUUGUUGAAAAGUGUAUUACCGAAAUUGAGAAGCGCGGCCUCGAGGAAGUGGGCAUCUAUCGUGUCCCUGGCGCUGUCUCUGCCAUCAACCGCCUUCGACUUAGGUUCAACUCUGGUUCGCAGGAUGUGAACCUGGACAGCGACGAAUGGGAGGAUAUCAAUGUGGUAGCAGGCGCGUUGAAACAGUUCUUGAGAGAGCUCCCCGAGGCCGUCAUGACCAGUGCCCUCUACGACUCCCUCAUCGCCGCCUCUGCUCUGGGGGAUUAUGACGAACGACUGCUAACAAUGAAAGACUUGAUCAGGACCCUCCCACCCCCCAACUACAUCCUCCUCAAACGGAUCGUCGAGCAUCUCGAGCGCGUGACGGACUAUGAAGAGAUCAACCACAUGUACGCCACAAACCUCGCCAUUGUCUUUGGACCGACUCUACUCCGUCCUGCUGGGUCCUCUGCAAACUCGUUUGCGACAAGUAUGAAGAAUUUGGGGCAUCAGCAGAAUAUUGUCAGGAAUCUGAUCCUGCAGUAUCACUGGCUUUUUGAUGUUGAGGAUGAGGAGGAGGGUGCUGCUGCCGACGUGGAGGGUGAGGAUGAGGUUGUAGAUGGUGUCGCUGCGGAUGGUACCCAGAGUGCGGACGAGGAGGACGAGGAGAGCGAGUUUCCGGAGAUCUUGGAGGAUAGUGAUGAGGACGAGUAUGAGGAGGAAGAAGAAGUCUAUGUCCUCUCAACUGCUCCUUCAACCCCUUUGACACCUUCCUUUACCGCUACAAUUCCUUACUCAGGAACCACAGGGGGAGCUGGGGGACCGCUGAAGGAGAACAACGAUCGGGCAACGAAGGACCAGCGACGGAAAACCAUUGUCUUUGGGUAG
Molecule: messenger RNA, 7914 nt
Organism: Linnemannia hyalina
Lineage: Eukaryota; Fungi; Mortierellomycota; Mortierellomycetes; Mortierellales; Mortierellaceae
Source: the annotation of a GenBank genome assembly